UGCUCCAGGGGCCUGUGUGAUUGGAGGGAAACCCCGUGGAUUAGCCUGAGAGCGCUUGUGAGGAUCAGCUGUGGACCGUAGUUAGCCAGCCGGACCAGGAACACUAGUAUUCCCUACUCUCAGUCGUGUGCAGCCAUGGACAAGAGCGAGUUGGUACAGAAGGCCAAGUUGGCUGAGCAGGCGGAGCGCUACGAUGACAUGGCGGCCGCCAUGAAGGCCGUGACGGAGGAGGGCAACGAGUUGUCCAACGAGGAGCGCAACCUGCUGUCGGUGGCCUACAAGAACGUGGUGGGCGCCCGGCGUUCCUCAUGGAGGGUGGUCUCCAGCAUCGAGCAAAAGACUGAAGGCAGCGACAAGAAGCAGCAAAUGGCCAAAGAGUACCGGGAAAAGAUUGAGAAGGAGCUGAAGGACAUCUGCACUGAUGUGCUAGACCUGCUGGACAAGUACCUCAUCCCCAAGGCCACUCCCGCCGAGAGUAAAGUCUUCUACCUGAAGAUGAAGGGGGAUUACUACCGUUACCUGGCAGAGGUGGCUGUGGGCGAGGAGAAGGCCUCCAUCAUCUCCAACUCGCAGGAGGCCUACAAGGACGCGUUUGACAUCAGCAAGACAGAGAUGCAGCCAACCCACCCCAUCCGCCUGGGCUUGGCCCUCAACUUCUCCGUCUUCUACUACGAGAUCCUCAACUCGCCCGAGCAGGCCUGCAAACUGGCCAAGACGGCUUUUGACGAGGCCAUCGCAGAGCUCGACUCGCUGAACGAGGAGUCGUACAAAGACAGCACGUUGAUCAUGCAGCUACUGCGAGACAACCUCACACUGUGGACCUCAGACAACCAGGGAGACGGCGAGGACACUGAGGAGGGCCGAGAAAACUGAAUCUCAACCUGUCCCAUGACGGACCAACCCCCCACCCCACCUCAACCCGAACCCUAACCCUAACCCCAUCCCACCUACCCUCGCACUCCAACCCCCUUCGUCCUCCUCCUUACGCCCCCUGAACCUGUCGUCAUCGUCGUCGUCAUCGUCGUCCUGGCGCACCAUCAACACUGAGACCACCUCAUUGUCCAGCUUCAGUCUCUCUUAGCGCUCUACCCCCCUCCUUUGCCUCUUCUCUGUUCCCUACUUUUCUAGUCAUUGUGGGCUUUUCCCUCUGGGGUCUGUGUGUCCGUGGGGAGGGUGUGGGGUGGGAGGAUACGAGGGUGGGGUGGAAGGGUGGGGUCGCAAACGGAAGGGGAGGGGAGGGGAGGGGCUUUUUAGCUCUUGAACCUGGCUGUGUGUGCAUGGAUGUGCGCGCACGCGUGCAACAGAGAGGGUGCGUGUUGGGAGCUCCAGACUUGGGCAGCAGGAGGAGUGAAAGUGUGUGGGCACAAAAGGGGUUUUCGGCGUGUGAGGGUUGUGGGGAACCCAUCCAGCGCACUGCCAGCUCCUGCUGCCCUUGGUGCCAUCGUCGUCACUGCCCAAGACCCGGAGCUGCCCCCCCCCCCCUCCCCCCCCCCCCCCUUUCUCUCUCCCUCUCUGUGGGCCGACGGGUUGACCGAAGCCCUACCACUAUCAGCCACAGGGGAAAACAGUUCAGGACAGCGGCAGUGGGUUGGCCUGGCACCGGGAGGUUAGAGGUCAAAUGCGAUGUGCGCCCCUCCUUCUCCUGCCCCUCCCUCUGAAAAAGCACAUACUGUAUCACAAUAGCGCUUGGCAGAGGGCAAACAAAACAAAAAAGGAGAGAAAAAGGUUACAUUCCAUUUACGGUCACUUGCUCACAUUUUUUUUUUUUUUUUCCCUUUCUUCAUAUUUGCCAUCUUGGGUGGCUUGCAAAUAAUAAUAUUAAGGAAAAACAAAAACUUUUUCAAAUGGCUCAAUCAAUUACGAGGUAUGGUUGAACUAAGAACAAAGAGAGAGCCUAGUGGGCCAUAGCGUGGUAGAACUGUUCACAGUGCUGUACAGUCGGAGCAGUGAUAAGCCCCUAUGUGCUUAAUCCAAUUACUGCCCCAAUUAAGUUUUGUUUUACUGUUUAAUUUUAUAAACUGCCUUUUAUUUCCUUUGAUAUUUGGAAUUUGCUGAUAGAAGUUGCAGAUAGUAAGAGAGGGCGUUUGCUGUUGGGCUGGCUAGCUUUGUUUCAUGUCUUUGGAAUUUUUCAUACGGAAACACCCAAGCAUACAUGUUAUUUGGAGGGAAAUUAUGUAAUUUCAUGUAAGUGGAAUUAAAAAAAUAAUAAUUUAAA
This is a messenger RNA of Alosa alosa (allis shad), 2215 nucleotides long. It is a transcript of the gene ywhabl, whose product is annotated as tyrosine 3-monooxygenase/tryptophan 5-monooxygenase activation protein, beta polypeptide like. Lineage: Eukaryota; Metazoa; Chordata; Actinopteri; Clupeiformes; Clupeidae. The record is from RefSeq and is a predicted model, not a curated record. Gene Ontology annotation, biological process: signal transduction. The transcript is spliced from 6 exons. The coding region runs from base 136 to 873 and encodes 245 amino acids. Gene Ontology annotation, cellular component: cytoplasm.